GAGACGGGCUUUCUGCGAGGGAGCGAGAGAAAGGAAGAGAAAGAAAGCGAGCUUCAUGGACCCCGUCCCAGCUUCAGCCUUCUCCACGUCUUCUCGCCCCCGACGAUGCACUUUAGGCUUUCAAUAAGAUGCGUGUGUGUUUGCAGAUCAUCGGCUUCCUCUUCGCCGCAAACUUUGACCUCCAGCCCCUCCGAGCCCAGGAUCCCGCCUGUUGCCACCAUGCUGCCGAGUUCUCUCCAUGUAAAGAAGCUUGUGAUCAGCUCGCCACUAUAAAAAGUGAGUCCCGCUUGAAACAUCUCCUGCAGAGAUUGCCAAGUUACUGUCCGGAGUCAAUGAACGAGCUGUGGGUUUGCAUCAACUCUACACUUCCAGGAGUAUCAAGAAAGUCAGACAGCUGGGUAGGGCUUGGCUGUUGCGAGCUGGCUAUCUCGUCGGAGUGCCGCAGGGAAUGCAGACAGGCGUCAUCCAGAAAUGACCUGACAAAAGUAUGCAAAAAAGUCACAGAGAAUCCUCUACACAGCUGCAUCACCAAAAAUGAAAUGGGCUCCACGUGCUGCAGCUACGCGGGGCGUCACACCACCUGUAGAGAGUACUGUCAGGCCAUCUUCAGGACCGACUCGACCCCCACCAUGUCUCAGAUCAACGCCGUUAAAGAGUACUGUCAGAGCCACAGCCCUCAACUGCUCAGCUGCGUCACCAAUUUCACCAAGUCCUACCCGAUACGCAGCCCUAUAGACAGUCUGUACUGCUGUGACCGGGCAGAGGCUACCCACUGCCAAGUGGCUUGCCGGCGAAUCCUCCGCACCCUGAGCACAGAGCACGAGAUCAUGGAGGGCUUGAUCGAUGAGUGUGGCUCCCAGCCUCUCCCCCAAGAUCCUAUGUGGCAGUGCUUUCUGGGAAGUGCCCAUCCCCCAUCGCCAACUGAAAAAGAAGUCCCACAUCCUGCCAAAAUGGACUGCGCCAAACUGCACUGCUGCUCCAAGGCCAACACCUCACACUGCAGGGACAUGUGCCAAGAGAUCAGCACGAACUGGGGCAGCCAGACGUGGCAAGAUUUUGACCAGUUGUGUGAGUACAACCCCGAGGAGACUGAGCUGAUCAACUGCCUGGCCGACGUAAGAGAGCCCUGCCAGUUGGGGUGCAAGGAUCUCUCCUAUUGCACCAACUUCAACAAUAGGCCCACAGAGCUGUUUCGCAGCUGUAACAUGCAGUCAGACCAAGGAGCUAUGAAUGACAUCAAGCUGUGGUCCAAUGGAACAAUCAAAAUGCCUUUUAUGAACAUUCCUGUGCUGGACAUCAGGAAAUGUCUGCCGGAUAUGUGGAAGGCGGUUGCUUGCUCCCUGCAGAUCAAACCGUGCCAUAGCAAGUCCAGGGGGAGCGUCAUAUGCAAGUCAGAUUGCGUGGAAAUCCUGACCCAAUGUGGGGACAGAAAGCGUUUUCACGAGGGACAAACUCCCGAGAGGAUUUGUGAGCGGUUGUCACCCAUUGAUGACCCCGAACGCUGCAUCCCUCUCCACAGAUACCUCACCCCAAGUUCGCUGGGAAAUAGCCUUGUUGAAGAGGUCAUCCAUCCAUGCAACCCGAACCCUUGCCCGAGCAACCACUUGUGCCAGGUCAACAGAAAGGGUUGCCUGGAUGAGCUCAACUGUCAGCCAUUUAUCUGCGUGCCAGGCUGUAAACUCGGCGAGGCUUCGGAUUUUCUGGUGCAACAGGACACUCGCUUACAGGUGCCGACUCGCGCUGGUCCGGCCGGGUGUUACGAGGUCUGCACUUGUGGUUCAAGUGGGCGCCUGGAGAACUGUGUGGAGAUGCCUUGUGUGGACACCAGCAAGCCGUGCAUUGUCGGAGGGCAGAAAAAAAAUCACGGGGUGUCUUUCAGGCUAGACUGUGACACCUGCUUCUGCUUCGGUGGCCAUCCCAUCUGCACCGACAGAGAAUGUCUCAACAUUGAAAGUUCAGAUGAAGACCGCCUACACUUUACCGGUCUCCCAUGUAACUGCCCCGACCACUUCAUCCCAGUGUGCGCUUCCAACGGCCGCACGUACCCAAGCGCAUGUGUGGCGCGCUGCGUGGGUUUCAAGGACCAUCAGUUUGUGUUUGGCCAGUGCCGGUUCACUAACCCCUGCGCCAGUCAACCCUGCCAGAGAAACCAGAGGUGCGUCCCGAAAUAUCAAGUUUGCCUGAGCGAAACGUCGGACUGCCUGCAGUACGAGUGCGUCGGCCGGCAGUUGGCCUGCGACAAGAGCAACGUGGAGCCGGUCUGCGAUACCGACGGCCUCAUUCACGGCAGCCUGUGCCAACUCCAACAAGCUGGGAAAACCCUUGCCUACAUGGGUCACUGUCAGGAAGCCUGUAAGAGUCGGCAGCAGGUUUGCGGCCACAACGGCGAGACCUACAAUACCGUGUGCGAGGCCUACUCAGAUCGGGUGGCUCUCGACUACGAGGGACACUGUCAGGCCGUGGGGGCCAUGUCGGACAUGGCAACUGACUCUGCUUGCGGUCUCAUUUCCUGUCCACGUUUGUCGACGGCGGACUGCCAGCCUGUCACGCCCCCAGGAGCCUGUUGCCCAAUCUGUGCUAGUAUGCUGCAAGUCCUCUGGAACAAGGAACAAAUCAACACUUUCUCUAAGCUAAAUAAGAACCAGCCAGUCUCAGUCCACGAUGUCCUUCAAAUGCUGCGACUUCACGUGUCCGUCCCGCAGUGUGAUGUUUUUGGCUACCUCAGUAUCGACCACGAGCUGGUGAUCCUCAUUGCGCCAGUGGACCAGCAUCCGACGCCUCUGCAGAUUGAAGCCUGCAGCAAGGAAGCCGAGAAGAUAGAUUCCCUCAUCAACUAUGCCAGUCCGACACUCGUCUCCCACAUUCCCCUCUCCGCUCUCGUCGCCUCCGAGACCAAAACGUCUUCCGUCAAGUCCUCCGGGGGAGCUGGGCCGUCGCCUCCGCGCCCCGCCCUGUGCUUUCUCCUUGGUCUCUUUUUGGCCGCGGCCUCAAGUCCCCGACAGCUGUAAACACUCAGCCUGCCCUCCCUUCCCUUGUGUUACGAUCAAUUCCGUGGCCGUCUUUCAGAAGGAAGCCGCGGCGGUGCCUUUGGACAAUCAUAAAAAAAUUGACUCGCCAGCGUUGGAAACAAUCAAGGUGGAAAAGCUAUUAAUAUGAAAAGCUUUGUACAUACAGUAUUAUGAAUGGAUGAGAUCCUCACUUUAUGACCUAUAGUACGGUGUCUGUCAGGGUUUUUACGAGCACAGUGUUGCCCCGCUUAUUUGCGAAUCACGUGUCGACCUCUUGUGGCAUCUUGUUGCCAAGGAACUAUGUUGAAGUGAGAAAAGGAGCUUCGAUUAGGCAAGCCAUUGCCCUGUCUUUAAAAAAAAAUAGUGCUUUGUCACCAUUUUGUGGCAUCCAUUAACUAUCAAAGCUUCAAUCGCGGGGCCGUCGCUUGCAGAUUUUUGCUAUUUGCGGCAGGGCUCGAUCCCGAUCCCCUGCAAAUUGUGGGCGGACACUGUAGACAGUAUUGGCGUUUAUGACAAUGUGUGCAUUUGUGUGUGUUUCUGUAUGUUUAUGAAGCAUUUGGCUUCAAAGAAUCAGUGUUAAAUCCCAGCAGCAAGCUCUUCUCUGAAAUGUUCGGAAUCGUGUUAACCAUUAGGGUCUAUCGAGGCCUUUUUUUGUGUGUGUGUGUGUGCCAUGUGGCCGCGUCUCUUACACACAAAUACUCUUUUAAAUAUUAUUUUUUUGUACAGUAUACUGCCAGCUUUUAAUCAAAACAUGAGGUAGGGUAUACCUCAUUUAGCGUUUGAACCUCCAGCCUCUGCAAGUGUUAGAGGUACCGUUGGUAGUUUAGUAGUUCACGUCGCUCAGUUUCCUGCGGCUGGCGUGGGAGAAAUUCCCAUUUUUAUCGACUUUGCAAUCGGCUGGUGACCAAGUUCAGGGUCCAGUGCAACUUAGCGUAGCAGCUGCCCUUGUGAACCUGACCAGGAAAAGUGUUAUAGACAAGGGAUGGAUCGAUAUUUGGGAGUGCGAGUAUGUUUCGCACAUUAUUUCAUUUUUAUGACCAAAGACAAUCUAAGCGAUAUACAGAUCACAAAUCACCCGAUCGGUAAGCAGGCUAUAAAAUAAUGUGCGAAAUGCAGAAUAUAGGUGAUGGACAAUGGUAAUUUUUUGACCCCCCCAAAAAAAUUAUAUAUAUAUAUAUUUGUUUUUAAAUUAAAAUAAAAAAAAUAAAUAAAUAUAUAUAAUAAAUUUGAAAUUAGCAAAGAGAUUUUAACAAUUAUUCACGUCCAUCUUUUAACUUUUAUACAGUAGUGUCAACAAAAUUCAGUAAACUCCAUGUGAAAAAUGUCCAAAUUGCGACCAAAGUGUCAAUAUUUUGUAUUGCCACUAUUUCCUACCCUCGGAUGACUUCAGGUGUCGGGCGUUUACUAAUAUUAUACGGCAUCUGAAGCUGAGUGACAUAAAAUCUUCCAGUAAUUCCGUUUACACGCUUGGGUCAGGUUUGCCACAACCCGUUUACUGAGAAUCCCAAAGAACGCACAUUUUCGUGGCGUGUACAGUAUUACGUUUAGAUUCACAAUCAACUCCAGAUGGCAACAAUGUUUUGUGCCAUCUGGUCGGUCAUAUGGUUCAACCACAAAAAUGUCUCUUUGCAUUAAACUAACUUAUUACCAUUUCAGUGAAUUCAUAUACUCUCAUUUUUUUUAACCUAUUCUCGUUUAUCUGACAAAAAAAAAAAAAAAAUCACCUAUUUGCCGUUUUUGCGCUUUGGCCAAAGCCUUGAGCGAUAUAAAAGUAUUCCUUCGGCGCCAUCGUGUGGGAUGUUGGUGACAAGCAACAAUGUUCAGUCUAUUACUAUUAUGAGCGACCCAGACAAGAGAUUAUAACCUUCUAUUUUUGGCAAGAGGAAUAAAAAAAAGAAUCUCUUUUAAAUAAUCUCUAUCUUUCUUUCUCUCUCUCCCUGUCUGAACGUUCUGAAAUCCCGUUUCCAUGCCAAUGUCAUAUUGAGCAGAACGAUGCUACCUUGUACCUUUGUACUCGUUUUUGACCACAAACUAGUUGAGACAGACUCGUGCCGUCCAUAAAAUGUCGCUUCAAUCGCUUUUAUUUCCACAAAUUAGGAUUUUCCCGCUCACCCUUGCCCCGCAACUCACGAGGAACGGAAAGUAGGAACAGCAUGACUUGAGCGUGUGGCGACGACAAGAGACACGGCUGCAGCCGUUUUGUUUGAGGACGUGAAGGAGAUAUUAAGAAGACACAAAAAAUGAAAAAUGAAACGGAAAAAUGUCUGACGUCGUGGUUAUGUCGCGUGCAAGAGCUGCCGUAGAUGGCGCAAUGCGAUACAAUCACGGCUUUAGUGGUGAAUUUUGUCAUCCCUAAUUUGAGGGUUGUAUGAACUUUAAUACAAUAUUUUCAUGUAUAGGAAGUCAUUUUAGGAUUCAUUCAAUCUCCUUGAUGUCCAUUUUAAGACAAUUCAAGUAGAACAACAGCGUUUUGUACUCAUGACAUUUUUUUCCCCACUACUAGUGCAACUUUUGGGCUACUAGUCCCAUCUUAAGAUGGAUAGUAAGCAAACGACACGAACUAGUUUUCCAUAAAGUCAUCUGAGCAUCGAUUCAGUAUACUUCGCGUUGAAUCAAUGCUCAAAUGACUCCGAUAUCAAUUCCAUAUUUCGCGUGAGGCCAGUAGCUCUUGAGUUUUAAAAGGGAUUUCACCGAUUUGUACAUUUACCGCAUAAACUCGAAGCCAUUUAAUGACGAGACAAUCACGUACCCGCGUCGCUCUUUGGGUAAAGAUUUCCAUUGUAUGCCUUGCAUAAUAGUGUCUUAUGAAGUACUAUUACUAAUGCAAUAUCUUUGUGUAUCGAAUGCAAUAUAUAUAUAUAUUUUCUUGUUGAGAAAGGUCUCUAUAUUUGAUAAGUACAGUAUUUUGAAAAGUGUUUCAGAUGACUAUCAUGGGUGCCAUGUUUUGAAAUAAAUAGAUGUUAUUUUGGUUUUGUGCAUGACGACAGUAAUGAAGUAUUUUUUUUUUUUUUUAAUGUAUUUUCUAGUUGCCUGUACACCACACGUGUCUUUACCAGUAUUACUGUGCUAGGCAGAUUAGUUCAGGGUACAAAGGAGUAUUCGGGCUGCAAUGGGAGGAAUAAAAUCAAAAUUAAUGGGGGGAAAGAUUUUUUUUUACAUUUAUGAGUGUAACGUAGCACUGUUAUGAGAAUACAGUAAGUCAAAAGUCAUAUAUUUUAGAAUUAAAGUUGUACAUUUACUGGAAUCAAGUUAUGAUUUGAAAGAAUGAUUGUAAAAGAUUCCCCCACGAAUAUUACGACUUUAGUCUUCUAAUAUUAAGACUUAAUUUAAUCUCGAAAUCGUGAAUUUAAUGUCCUUAUGUUUUCCACUUCAUUUUUAAAGUAGUAUAAAUGUUUUUAAUACUCAUUCAUAACAGGGAAACCUCACCUGGCUCCUACAUGUAUUAUUGUAUGUAUGUAUGUAUCGAUAAUUAUUAUUGUUGUUUUUAUGAUCGAAUGGUUAUAUUUUUUGUUCUUGCCAACAUUUCUUAUGUUAUUUUUUUUCAUGUUUUUCCAUGGCUUUGUUUUCCCUACAUGAGAAAAGCGUUUUUUUUUUCAAGACUGAAAAACUACAAACGUGAUGAAGAUGUGAAGACCGAAAAGAACAGCACGGCUCUGUUUAAAAUAAAAAUAAUAAUUGUAAUCUGUGGUUGAAUUACUUUCCUUCUUGUUUCGCAUUGUUUGCAUGUGCUUGAAAUGGGCAUUUUGCGAAGAACCUUGGACAGAACCAAGCUCUUCUACAUUAGGUCAUAUGAAUUAUUGUUUUGCAAGAGGGCCCUCUGCUGCCUUAAGUACUGAAUAGUGUCCAUCAACCACAUUUUUUAAAAAAUGUGUCCCAUUAUGUUCGCUUACCAAGUUGGCUUACGUACACCCUGUGUCGUGUUUAUUUACAGUUUAUUCGACCAUGUAAAAAUGAUAAUAAUUUAAAGAAAUGUAGAACAAAGUCCAAGUGAUUAUUAUUUUCCAUGAAAUAUAUAAGAGCAAUGAGACAACCAAGCUGUUUUCGUCUUUAUGUGAGUCUGUGUCUGUGUGUGGAUAUGAAUUAUUGUUUUGAAAGAGAGCCCUCUGCUGUCUUAAGUAUUGAAGAGUGUCCAUCAACCAUAUUUUUUUAAAAUUUGUCCCAUUACACAUUAAUUACCCAUUACACUCUUGCCGAGUCGACAGCUCAUGUACAAUCUGUUUCGUGUUUAUUUUCAGUUUGACUAUGUAAAAAUGCUAAUAAUUGAAAGAAAUGUAGAACAAAGUCCACGUGAUUAUUAUUUUCCAUGAAAUAUAUAAAAGCAAUGAGACAAGCAAGCUGUUUUUGUUUUUAUGUGAGUCUGUGUGUGGAGUACGUAUUAUGAUUAUUAUUAUUGUAGUUGAAUUUUUGAUAA
Syngnathoides biaculeatus (alligator pipefish) is the source of this 7419-nucleotide messenger RNA. It is a transcript of the gene reck, whose product is annotated as reversion-inducing-cysteine-rich protein with kazal motifs. Bases 129 to 3008 code for a protein of 959 amino acids. The record is from RefSeq and is a predicted model, not a curated record. NCBI's taxonomy places the organism in Eukaryota, Metazoa, Chordata, Actinopteri, Syngnathiformes, Syngnathidae. The transcript has 21 exons. Gene Ontology annotation, biological process: extracellular matrix organization; blood vessel maturation; sprouting angiogenesis. Gene Ontology annotation, cellular component: plasma membrane. Gene Ontology annotation, molecular function: protein binding; metalloendopeptidase inhibitor activity.